CUGGAUAGACCAGACGAACAUGAACCAACAGGCAUCACUAAUCGAUCCACGAUGCUGACGUGCUCGCGCCGCGCUCCACAUUCACUCUGUAUCCGAGUACAUUCAGGGUCUGCUCGUCCACCGGAGAAAUGGCAACAACAGUGAAGCUGAAUACCGGUGCAUUAAUGCCCCUUGUGGGACUGGGGACAUGGAAGUCUCCCCCUGGCAAGGUCACGGAGGCGGUGAAAGCAGCCAUCGCAGCAGGUUAUAGACACAUUGAUGGAGCGUUCAUCUACCUGAAUGAGACCGAGGUGGGAGAGGGUGUUCAGGCCAUGAUCAAGGAUGGCGUGGUCAAGCGAGAGGAUCUUUUCAUUGUUAGCAAGCUGUGGUGCACUUUCCAUGAGAAGUCCAUGGUGAGGAAAGGCUGUGAGAAGACUCUUAGUGAUCUUAGAAUGGACUACCUAGAUCUAUAUCUAGUUCACUGGCCCAUGGGUUUCAAGGCUGGCGGUGAGAAUUUUCCUUUGGACAGCGCAGGAGAGACUAUCAGUGACGACACUCACUUCUUGGAGACAUGGGAGGGGAUGGAAGAGCUGGUGGAUGCUGGUUUGGUCAAAGCUAUCGGUGUCUCCAACUUCAACAAAGACCAGAUUGAAGCCAUUCUCAACAAGCCAGGCCUCAAAUACAAGCCUGCCAACAACCAGAUUGAGUGCCACCCGUACCUGACCCAAGAGAAGCUGAUCAACUACUGCCACUCUCAGGGCAUCACAGUGACGGCCUACAGCCCCCUGGGCUCACCUGACAGACCCUGGGCUAAACCUGAGGACCCCUCACUGCUGGAAGAUCCAAACAUUAAAGCCAUUGCUGAGAAGCACAAGAAGACACCUGCCCAGGUCCUCAUUCGCCUCCAUAUCCAGAGGAAGGUGGUCGUGAUCCCCAAGUCGAUCACACCUCAGCGCAUUCAGGAGAAUUUCCAGGUGUUUGACUUUGAACUAAGUGAGGAGGAAAUGAAGACUAUAUUAGGAUUUAACAGGAACUGGAGAGUCUGUCCCAUGCAAUGGAGCACAAAGCACAAGGACUAUCCAUUCAACGCUGAAUUCUGAAAUGAAAAAUAAUGCACAUAUUCCACAGCUUUACAGUGGGAGUCGGAGUUUGCUUCUCUACCUUCUAGGCUGCUUGCUUUCCUGUUCUUUAGAGCAGUUUGUAAAAUUAGUGUGGCCUUGCAUCAGAUUUUUAUUUUCAUGUUACAUUUCUCAGGAGAGACACUGACUUCUUUAGUUACCUGUAUUGUUUUGACAAAAACUGGUAACGAGUUGUACGCACACUCCUAAGACUCAUAUAUCAAACGUUAGAUGCUCAUUUGAUACAAAUUUGGGCCAUUGUGAGUAUGAGUUUGCACUAGUAUAGAUGAGUAUCUUUUAGUUACAUUUUCAUUUUCUGUUCUGUCAGCCUGUGCUUUUUUCACUGACAUUUGGUGUAGGGUGAAUUCUACUUGUUUACUGUGUGGUCAGUGUGGCAUCAAAAGUUACUGAAGAACCUAAACGUGUGCCAUAUUCAAGCACUUCCUGUUAUUACUCGUGAGUCAUAAAUAGCACUUUUUCCAUCAUGUGUAUUGACCCUGUUAAGAAAUAGUCCCUUUCACUUCCCAUGUGAGCUUUUUUGUUAAGCAUUGCAAUAAAGUGUUAGAGAAAAUAAAA
This is a messenger RNA of Epinephelus moara (kelp grouper), 1673 nucleotides long. Its product is annotated as aldo-keto reductase family 1 member B1-like. Lineage: Eukaryota; Metazoa; Chordata; Actinopteri; Perciformes; Serranidae. Gene Ontology annotation, cellular component: cytosol. The transcript is spliced from 10 exons. The coding region runs from base 129 to 1079 and encodes 316 amino acids. The record is from RefSeq and is a predicted model, not a curated record. Gene Ontology annotation, molecular function: aldose reductase (NADPH) activity.